AUCUCCUUUACUCUCUUUCUCUCUGAGAAUGUCUUCGACAACAAUCGGCGAGCACAUCAGACUCCGACGAGCUAGAAACCAAACAAUCCGUCAUCUCCACGCCGCCGACGAUGAUCCACCGCUGAGCCACGUCGUUCUUCCGAUUUCUCAACCUAAUCGCUUCUGUAACUCCGCAAUGUCUCCCUUCUUUCUCCUCCCGACUUCCUCCUCCAGGAAGAAACCGUACCAAACGUCGUCGUUUCGUGGUAUGGGUUGCACUGCCGCAGCAGCAGCAGCUCAGGAGGUUUCUGUUCCCUCCGUGAUUCGUUCCUCCGCUGAUUGGGAUGCCAGAAUUAGAAAAGAUAAGAAGAAGAAGCAUAAGAAAAAGAAGAAUAAAGGAAGCUACGAAGAUGGUUCGAUUAGGAUCUUAAACGAAGCUAGAGACGUUGAUGGUGGUGGUUGCGUCGCGAUUCCUGAUGUUUGGUGCGGACCUGGACUAGGGUUCUUGACGGAUGCUGUAGUUGAUCGAUCGGUCGAUCCUCCUCGGAGAAAGAAUAUUCCGUCGUCUCGUCGCAAAAUUGAUGUGGAUAACAACACACAGGGUUCUUCUGUUCUUCCCAGGCGAUUUCUCAAUCAAGAAUCUCAUUCUCAUGCUUUCUUCAAAUCUGCUUCGACGUUUAUGACAUCUUCACGAGCUGAACCAACGGUGUUAUCAAGUAGAUCUCGUGGCCAUCUUCGACGCUCUUACCCUGAUGAUCUUACUGAGAUGAUGAUGCUCCAGAAUGGUUUUGUAAUGGGAAGAAUAACAGAAUCCCGUGAUCACUACCAUGAAUUGAGGCUCGAUGUUGAUAGCAUGUCAUACGAGCAACUUCUUGAGCUUGGUGAUAGGAUUGGUUAUGUGAAUACUGGACUUAAAGAAAGCGAGAUACAUCGUUGUCUUGGGAAAAUCACACCCUCCAUAUCACAUACUCUUGGUGAUAGAAAAUGUAGCAUUUGUCAGGAUGAGUAUGAGAGUGAGGAUGAGGUUGGGAAAUUAAACUGUGGACACAGCUUUCAUGUCCAUUGCGUAAAACAAUGGCUAUCGAGGAAGAAUGCUUGCCCGGUCUGUAAGAAGACAGCAUACGUCAAGCCUUAAGAGAAUUGUGUGUAUCUCGUCUGGUUUCUGAUAGCUCAAGAUAUUCCAUUUAAGCCAUCUUGCUGUAUAGAUCUGAAUCAUCUGAUACUCAAUUCAUAUUUGUUUGUUUUUGCAUUUAGCAAUCACAAUUAUAUGUCUUUUGAUUUUCUUCUGUUGGGUCUCUAUUUAUGUGACUGAAAUCACUAUUUUUA
This is a messenger RNA of Arabidopsis arenosa, 1305 nucleotides long. NCBI's taxonomy places the organism in Eukaryota, Viridiplantae, Streptophyta, Magnoliopsida, Brassicales, Brassicaceae. The record is from the annotation of a GenBank genome assembly.